AUGACUGCCGCAGCGUUCUGGGCCUUCCACGAUGAGCUCAUUACACAGGCCUUUGAGCGACUGUGGGUGCGAUUCCUGGCUAAAUUGAGCCACCAAGCUAUGAAAAGUGUGGAGAAGGAAAGUACAAAACAGCCACACGCUGGCAGAACCCCUGACCCAAAACCUGCUGGAUCUCACCAGAUCAUGACACCUAUAGCGAGACAGUGGAGACGGAGUCAUAUGCCUUGUUCUAGACAGCUCUACCCUACAGGCUGCCGCUGUCUUCCUAGGCCUCAGACCAUCUGGGAACGACUUCAUCUGAGCAGCUCACACACUGGGGAGGAUGGGAGACCCCGGGUACACAUUCGGGUCGCAGAUAGCAAUAAGACCAGUGGGCAGCAAGCUCUGGACUGCAAUGGUGCCUGA
Pelobates cultripes (western spadefoot toad) is the source of this 405-nucleotide messenger RNA. The record is from the annotation of a GenBank genome assembly. Lineage: Eukaryota; Metazoa; Chordata; Amphibia; Anura; Pelobatidae.